This is a messenger RNA of Onychomys torridus (southern grasshopper mouse), 1774 nucleotides long. RefSeq names its product zinc finger protein 276 (gene Znf276). The record is from RefSeq and is a predicted model, not a curated record. Lineage: Eukaryota; Metazoa; Chordata; Mammalia; Rodentia; Cricetidae. Gene Ontology annotation, cellular component: nucleus. The transcript is spliced from 6 exons. Gene Ontology annotation, molecular function: zinc ion binding. Bases 447 to 1616 code for a protein of 389 amino acids.
CCCGCCGCGCAGACCUAGGUUUAGAGAUUAGAAGGGGCCGGGUGGGUCUUGUCAGCUAUUCAGAGCGUACUUGCUCCGAGUCUCGACGAGAAGAUUGGUGGAAAGAACCUCGUUUUGCGCGUUUCUGUUAAGUGCCACAGCUCGUGCCUCAGUCCGUGGUAGUUUACCCUCCCGGCUGUCCCUGCUUCAUGGGCCUGUCGAGAGUUCUGAGCGACCCUAGGAACUCUGGGCUCUCGACACAACAGCGGCCACUGUCGCUCCCGGGCCGCUCCUCACUUCGCUCCACCCCUCGCUUCGGCCCGCUCACAUCGCCGUGAAGCGAGCGGAGCCGAGUAGCCGGGCGGAGUGCAGCCGAACCGUACUGAGUAAGAGGAGUCAAGUCCAGUCAAGCAGAACCCGGUGGGCCGAGCCACACCGAAGAGCACGGAGCUCAGGCGGCCGCCACCAUGAAGCGGGACCGGCUCGGCCGCUUCCUGUCGCCUGGGACGGCUCGGCAGCGCGGGAGUUCGGGCGGCAGCUGUGGAAGCGGUCGGACUCGGGGCCGCCCUUCUCGCACUGGCGGAGCGAGCGCUGGCGGGGCGGCGGCGCAACUCAGCUGGGGCUCGCCGCGCUCUUGCGCGGACACAGGCGAGGACGGUACAGACGAGGCAGGAACAGGCCGAACUUUUGCCAUGGGGCACUGUCGCCUCUGCCAUGGGAAGUUUUCCUCACGGAGUCUCCGCAGUAUCUCUGACAGAGUGCCUGGGGAGACCUCAGAGAGACUGUCCCCAGGGGAGCGUGUCUUCAUUAGGGACUUUCAGCGUCUGCUGGGUGUUGCUGUGCACCAGGACCCAGCCCUGCCUCCGUUUGUCUGCAAGAACUGCUACACCCAAUUCUAUCAGUGCCACAGCCUCCUCAGGUCCUUCUUACAGAGAGUCAAUGUCUCCCCAGCUGGCCAGCGGAAGCCUUGUACAAAGGUUGGUGUUCAGCCUCCCACAGUGGCCGAGGAGGGAACAUGUAUGGCUGAUCUGAUCACCUCGAGCCCUCGGUGUCUGCACAGCUUGGUGGGCUGGGUACAUGAACAUGCAGCCAGCUGUGGGUCUCUGCCCAGCCUUCAGAGGACACUGUCCUCUGAUUACUGUGGCAUCAUCCAGGCUGUGUGGGGCUGCGACCAGGGCCAUGACUUCACCAUGGACACAGACUCCAGCUGCAGAGCUCUCUUUUUGGACAAUGCAUUAGCAGUGAAAUGGGCAUGGGGCAAGGAGAUAUCACCACGGCUGGCCCAGAGCUCAGAGUUAAAUCCCACUGGAGCUGCCUCUCAGCUCUGCCAGACCAGAGAAACCCAAGUUGGAUCUGAGACCAAGACACUACCCAGUGUGGAUGUGGCCCUGUUGUACUCACAUGGAGACUCUGUGGGACCUGGGAUAGGCCCCUAUACUCAGCCAAACUUGGCUCCCAGUGAGGCCCCAGGGCCACUGGGUGAGAAGCAGGCUCCACCUCCAGCCCCGGAUGACCGGGUAAAAGACGAGUUCAGUGACCUUUCUGAGGGAGACUUCCUGAGUGAAGAUGAGCAUGAGAAGAAGCAAAACCCGCAGUCCUCAGAUGAGUCCUUUGAGCCCUGCCCAGAAAAGAAGUAAGAGUAUAGCCCUGAGUAAGCAUAUGACGCCUAGAGUGAUGUUGUGCAGGUUAGCCUGGGUGCACAUGGGAGUCAUGAGUGUUUAAAAGUGGGAUAGGGAGGCUCAUACUGGUCUCAGUCCUUUACUUUGGCGCCAUCUCCCAAUGCCAGUGAACAUGG